Molecule: messenger RNA, 721 nt
Organism: Drosophila nasuta
Lineage: Eukaryota; Metazoa; Arthropoda; Insecta; Diptera; Drosophilidae
Gene: rtp
Product: MORN repeat-containing protein retinophilin
Exons: 3
Coding region: 84-686 (200 amino acids)
Biological process (GO): response to axon injury
Cellular component (GO): cell projection
Source: RefSeq, a predicted model, not a curated record
GUAGCUGAUUGAAACGCGUCAAGUGCAGUACCCAAAACAAAACAAAACAGAAGAAGGGAAAUCAAAUAGUCGAGUCAGGAGCAAUGGCCAUGGAUGAUUACGAUGAUGACAUGAGCAGCGUGGGCGUGACGACCGCCCGCAUUGAGAAUCAACAUCAGCAACAGCAACAGCAGCAGCAACAUCAUCAGUACCCGGGCCAAGGACAAGGUUCGGGACAGGGUCAGUAUAGUGCGGGUGCUGUCAAGGUGGGUGGUUGGCGUUACGAGGAUGCGAGUCGUUACAUUGGCGAAUGGAAUCAACGUGGACAGAAGCAUGGCAUUGGACAUCUUCAAUUUGCCGACGGCACACGUUACGAUGGCCAAUUCCAGGAGGGACUUAGCCAAGGUCUGGGUUGUCUUUGGUUUCCCGAUGGCGCCAAAUAUGAGGGAGAAUUCCAUCAGGGCUGGUUCCAUGGCAAUGGCAUUUUCUGGCGCUCGGAUGGCAUGAAGUAUGAGGGUGAGUUUCGUGGCGGAAAAAUCUGGGGAUUGGGGCUGCUCACGUUUCAGGACUUUACGCACGGAUUUCCACGCAACGAGGGCUACUUUCAGGACUGCCGCUUCAUGAGGAAACGUCGCUGUCCCGAUAUCGUUCAGCGUGCUCAGAAGUGCGCCCUCAUGGCGCGCUCCCAGUGCGAUCAUCCCUACUAGUUAACAGACAUAAAGUGAAAGUUUUUGAUCAACAA